Messenger RNA from Lathyrus oleraceus (garden pea), 990 nucleotides. RefSeq lists its product as uncharacterized. The record is from RefSeq and is a predicted model, not a curated record. The coding region runs from base 1 to 990 and encodes 329 amino acids. The transcript has 3 exons. Lineage: Eukaryota; Viridiplantae; Streptophyta; Magnoliopsida; Fabales; Fabaceae.
AUGCAUAAUUUUAUUGAAGGUCUCAAGGGUCAAACUCGCAUGCUUCUAGAUACUUCUGCGAGAGCCACAAUCAGAACCAUGAUAGAACCACAAGUUAAAGACUUGAUUGAAAAUAUGUUAUUGAAUGAAUAUCAUUUAAAGAGUGAAAGAUCAGUGAAAAUUGAAACUACAGGAACACCAAAAGACGUUUUACCUAGUUCUAGUGGAGGAUUUAAAAGUAACACUGUGGAUAAUCCUAAAAAUGAGACAUGCAAUGAUUUAGAAGCAGGUUUUGAGGUAAUCACCAACAUAGGUAAGGAUAAAGUAGUGGAAGAGGUCUUGAUUGAAAAGGACGAUGUAGGGUCUGAGAAAGAGGGGAGUGAAAAUCAGAGUGACAAAGUUGAGAAAGGGGUCACCAUUGAGCAAUUGAUAGACAAAAAAUCCCCUUGGAGAAGGACUAAGAAACAAAUUCUUAAUGACCAUAACCCAGAGCUACCAAAUUGCGUGAAACCACCAUAUCCAUUAAUUAAGAAGAGACCACUACAGGAAGAUGAGGCAUGGUUGUUUACCGGGUUUAAAGAGAUGUUAACCAAGCUUCAGGAGUUAUUAACUGUUAUAAAGCAGAAGCUGGAUAAAGAGCAUGUAAAUAUGACAGAGAAAUGUGAUACGACAUUGCUCCACACAAUGCUAACAAAAUUGAAGGAUCUAAGUAAGUUCACCAUCUCUUGCAUUAUUGGUGGGGUAGAGAGCCCACAUGCUCUAUGUGAUUUGGGUUCGAGUAUCAAUUUAACACCUCUGAAUAAGGCGAAUGAAUUAAAUUUGGGAGCGAUCAUGCCUAGUGAUGUAACUCUCACUUUAGCUGAUUUAUUUGUUAAUCACCCUCAUGGUGUUCUACAAGAUGUUUUACUAUAUGUCGAUGGUUUAGUUUUUCCUGCAAAUUUUGUGGUGGUAGAUAUGAAAGGAGACACAUGGGGCUCAGUUAUUCUCAGAUGCCCAUUUUUGGAGAUAUGA